Molecule: messenger RNA, 1756 nt
Organism: Styela clava
Lineage: Eukaryota; Metazoa; Chordata; Ascidiacea; Stolidobranchia; Styelidae
Source: RefSeq, a predicted model, not a curated record
AAAUGAAGCUUUAUAGCACCUUUGCUUGCCUGCAAUGGAUUGUUUUAAUUUUGCUACCAGGAAAAAGUAUAUGCCAGAUAAUAAACAGUGGUUACAGUUUUGACUGCAAACCGAAAGUUGGAUGCCACAUAUCUCAAUGUGACCCAGUACCACACGGGCUCGCCGGAAUCGAUAUCAAUGAUUAUAUGAACCGCAAUGAAUAUCCUCUCGAAUGCCAACAAAAAUCCGGAGUCUCAACCAAAAAUCUUAUGAAAAUCGUGGCUAGACUUGAUCAAGAUCUUAAAAAGACAAAACAAGACAUGAAUCAACAAUAUAACAGAAUAUUAACUUCUCGCGAGGCAAGAAUUGAAAGAUCAGAGAAAAAUGUGAAAUAUGGUAGAAUGCAAGAUAUCAAAGCGGAGAUUAAUAAAAACAAUUUAUACAUGGAAGAAAAAAACCAUGCUCUGGAAAGGAAACUAGAAAGACAAUUAUCUUCAGAAAUUGAAAGUCAGAUCCGAAUUAUGAACAAAACUCAAGAAAAACUCAUCAAACAGCUUGAACAAUCUCAGGAGAAAACCACAACUACGGCAAUUAAUAGUUUACGAACUGAACUCACUGAUGCUAUGAAUAAAAUGGAGACAAGGCUGCUCAGGUUUAUUGAAAAAACUAUAAAUAACUCUCCAUCAACAAAACCAACACGGAGACCUCAACCAACAAUAAGAAGAAAACCAGGUCCGACUAAAAAGCCAUGGAAUAGACGCAGCAGGCCUCUGCCGAAAAAAACAACCAAGGUGGCACCGACGAGGACCACGAAAAUUCCUACAAAACCCAAGAAGCCCAUAAAACCACAAAAGACAACGAAACCUUCUAAACCGAAAAAACCAACUGUAAUCACAGUGACGCAAUCGGGUGGUGCAGAACGACAAACAACGAAAUCUUCUUUCGAAAGAAUUUUUUCAAGACUAUUUGCCAUGGGAAUGACCGAUCCUCAAAUUCCACGGGCACCACCACCAACGAGAUCAAUACAUGUGCAAACUACGGAGACACCAAAGAAACUUAUAAAUACCCCGCCUUGGACUUGGACUGGAGGAAUUAAUUUGCCAUCAAGUGAUAAACACUGCAAAGUGAAACAUGGAACUAAAUGCUACUGGGUUGAAAUUUUUUCCUGGAAAAAUAUUGAUUUUGAUGAAGCAUCAAGAACAUGCGAAGGAGAUGGCGGAACUGUUGCUGAUAUAAACGACAGCGACCUUUUUGAUGACAUUACUAAUCUUGUACGGAGCCAAAUAAUUUCAGUCGAUGAACACAUCGUAGUUUGGUUGGGAAUGAAAGUUGACCCAAAGACCGGAAAAUUAUUUCUCAAAAACGGACAACCUGCAAGUUUCUCGGCGUGGUUUCCGGGCUAUCCUGAUACUGGAAAUAGUUUCUCCCAAGCCAAGAAUCUAUAUCUAUAUGUUCAAAGAAAUAUCAACUCGAGAUACCAAGGAAUGGUAAAUGUUGAAGUGACCGGACAAUACCCAGGAGUUGUUUGCGAACGCUGAUCGUAGAUAAAAUGAAUGCAUCACUCCCUCAGACGUUAUACCUUAAAAAUUGUAGUUUUCUUUGUCAUUGUCAUAUUAAUACGAAAAAGCAAACUUUACAAUGCAAAAAUGGCGAUUUACUGGCAUUAUUAAUCUAAAUAAACAACUGACCUUCACAAGCCAUUACCAUGGCAUACACCCUAUAUAUAACAAGGAAAUAAAAUCAGUCUACUUAUCAAAUAGGAAGAAGACACGUUCAG